This is a messenger RNA of Hippopotamus amphibius kiboko, 1029 nucleotides long. RefSeq names its product occludin/ELL domain containing 1 (gene OCEL1). Gene Ontology annotation, biological process: bicellular tight junction assembly. Gene Ontology annotation, cellular component: apical plasma membrane; bicellular tight junction; cytoplasmic vesicle. Lineage: Eukaryota; Metazoa; Chordata; Mammalia; Artiodactyla; Hippopotamidae. The record is from RefSeq and is a predicted model, not a curated record.
AUGCACUACACGGACUCAAGCGUCUCUCUCCGGAGCGGCCCAGACUCGGAGCCCCAGACGCUGGGACAGUCCAGCCGCCGACCACCCCCGCCACGCGCGGGCCACGACUCUCCCCGCAGGACCCGCCCACCGGCGCGGGCACGCCCGAGCGGCGCCGCCCCGAAGCCGAUGCGCCCCCAGCCCCGCGGCUCCCGGGGGAACCUGCAGACCCUCCCGCCUGGCCCUGGUCCCCCGCGACUGGUGCCUGGAGGCCUCAAACCCAGCGCGCCCCGCCCUCUGUGCCAGCCCCAGCCCGGAGCCCACAGGACAAGGCACAAGAAGAUCGUAUUUGAGGAUGAACUGCCCUCCGGGGCCCUCCUGGGCGCCAAGAAAUCUGUUAGAGCCGUCCCCGAGAGACAUGUGCCUAGGCCCCACCCCGUGCCUGACUAUGAGCUUAAGUACCCACCAGUGAGCAGUAAGAAGCAUCGGAGCUGCUAUGCUGCGGUAUUCCAGGACCAGUACCCAGAGUUCUUGGAGCUCCAGCAGGAGGUGGGCUCUACACAGGCGAAGCUCCAGCAGCUGGAGGCCCUGCUCAACUCACUGCCCCCACCCCGAAGCCAGAAGGAGGCCCAUGUUGCCGCCCGUGUCUGGAGGGAAUUUGAGAAGAAGCAGAUGGACCCCAGCUUCCUUGACAAGCAGGCUCGCUGCCACUACCUGAAGGGCAAACUGAGGCACCUGAAGACGCAGAUUCAGAAAUUCGAUGACCAAGGAGACAGCGAGGGCUCUGUGUACUUCUGAGUGGCAAACAGGCAGAGGGAAACAUUGGAGUGGCGGUUCCACCCUGCCCUGCUUCUCUUCCUACCUCCUGGCAUUAGCUCUUGGUAAGGGAUGGUGCCUAGGGUAGCCAUCCCUGAUUUCAAAUGCCUUCGCCUUUGAGGCUGAGAUCUGACAGCCGCUCCUCCAGGACCCCCAUGGAGAUCCCAGAUCUCAGCCCGUCCCCUGGAAGCAGGUCUGCUCACCAUCCCAGUGGAAUAAACACUUAUUGAAUAC